AUGGUAGAGACAAGGGCAGACGACGAGCAACAGCAGCAGGCUUCUGCCGGCGAGAAACACAAGACCGAGGUGGAAACCCCAGAGGCGAAGCGCACCAAGGUCGAGGCAGAGGAUUCAUCUGCCGAUAAAGACAAUGAAAAGGACAAGGGAGAAGAGUCAAACACUCAUCAGACCAAAAAGGAAGAGCAGGAGGAGUCCAAGGCCGAUGUGAAAUCCGAAAAUGGUACCGCCGGCAAAGCCAAAGCAGACAAAGACACAGACAAGAACGCGCCCGCUAGCAUCCUCGAAAAGGGCAUCAUCUACUUCUUCGUCAGAGGACGCGUGGACGUCGACAAGCCCGAGGACGUGGACGACAUUGCGCGAAGCUACAUCAUCCUCAGGCCAAUAGGCCACGACGCAAAGCUCAGCAAGGCGCCGCUUGCGGAUGCUGGAAACACGCGGAUUGUCGUUCUGCCGAAGAAAGUUCUGCCUUCCAGCGGCAGAGACCGCUUCCUGGCGUUUAUCGACAAGACAGGAGCAUCGUAUGAUGAGAUCAAGGGUCAAUUUCUGGCUGGCGGAGAGUAUGAGACCAAGACCAAAGGCACCAGACACACGCCAGCGGCUACACCUGUGGGUGAAGGUGUCUACGCCAUUACAACUACUGGGCGCGAGAGUCAUCUUGCGUACAUGUUGACGAUUCCGCAAGAGCUCGGCGAGGUGCAGAAGGAUCUUGGUUUGAAGGAACAAGGGAGCUUUAUCAUCAGCACCAAGAAUCCAGAGUAUCCGGCGCCGGCCUCUGCUCGUCUUCCCAAAGCACCAGAGUAUCCGAAGAAAAUUCAUGAUGAGUUCCGAGACUUGCGGUGGCUUCCCACCAAACCACAUCACCUUGACUACGUCAAUAGUCAAAUCCUAAUGAUUGGAGAGUCGUCUGGUAUCAACAAGGCUUUGGGCGUUGAGGGCAAUGGUGAUAAGAAGGCGAACAAAGAGGAGCCUCUUGAGGAGAUGGAGGAGUUGGAAGAGCAGGACCUGAAGCGGAUGCAGCAGCUGUCGGGAGACGACUCGGCGUCGAUUUACAAAGAUCUGAAGGCUCAUGCGGAAGAUUAUCCGAAGCUUCAGACCACCUUCUGA
Trichoderma citrinoviride is the source of this 1107-nucleotide messenger RNA. RefSeq lists its product as hypothetical. Lineage: Eukaryota; Fungi; Ascomycota; Sordariomycetes; Hypocreales; Hypocreaceae. The transcript is spliced from 2 exons. Bases 1 to 1107 code for a protein of 368 amino acids. The record is from RefSeq and is a predicted model, not a curated record.